This is a messenger RNA of Gilbertella persicaria, 2531 nucleotides long. Its product is annotated as P-loop containing nucleoside triphosphate hydrolase protein. The transcript is spliced from 4 exons. NCBI's taxonomy places the organism in Eukaryota, Fungi, Mucoromycota, Mucoromycetes, Mucorales, Choanephoraceae. Gene Ontology annotation, biological process: microtubule-based movement. Bases 303 to 2492 code for a protein of 729 amino acids. Gene Ontology annotation, molecular function: microtubule binding; microtubule motor activity; ATP binding. The record is from RefSeq and is a predicted model, not a curated record.
UUUUUUUUUCUUUAUUAUUAUUAUUAUCAUUAGAAACAUCAACCUACAUGAGUGCUUCUUCAUUAUUAGAGGCUCUAAAAAGACACGAAUUAGAAGAUUAUUAUCCAGUGUAAUAGAAGACGCUACUUUUCAUAUCAUGAUACUCACAUUUAUCUAGUUUAUUUAGAGAAGGCAUCAUCAACUUGAACAGUAUAGCCAAGAUUUCAGAACAAGAUUAUCCUCGAUUAGGUGUUCGGACAGGCGAAGACAAACAACGAUUUAAAGCCUUGACAACCCAUCUCAAACAAGCGCAAAAGACACCCAUGGCGACAAAACCAAAGACACCUGUUCGAUCGAAUCAUGAUCUGAUUCCUACUCGAAAGCGUUAUUCACCACCUACUGUCUCACCUGAAAGAAAGGCACGACGCAUGACCAUAGCACCGCAAGCACCCAUGCGUACACCUCCAUCACCAGCACAUACAAACAACAAGAUGUCGUCGCGUGAUCGAAGAUUAUCUUAUUUACCCCCACCUUUGACAUCACGACGAGAAUCAAUGUACCUGUAUAAAUCACCUGUACGUCCUAUUCGAUCUCCCAUCAAAAACAGCGUCCCAUCAGCGCGCACUAGCCUAAUGAAGCCAGCAAGUCCUGUACUUAAAAAACCAACACGACCCAAAUCUGUCUUGACUGAAGAACAAGAGCCACUCAAGGCACCGGUGAUGGAACGACCUUCUACUCGACUACUGGAUGCCUAUGGUAUUCCCAUCACACAGCGACCUAAAUCGACCAUGGAAGUACCACUACCACCACCGACAAUACAACAAGGAUCCUUUGAAGAAUUUAUGGCAUCGAAAAAACAGACCAUGGUUGUCCAUCGCAACACUACGGUCCAUUCCGAGCUACAACAACGUAUUCGUGUCUGUGUUCGAAAACGACCUUUAAACAAUCGAGAAUUAGCAGGACAAGAAGACAUUGCACCUCUGGUAGGCACACGCACCAUUCAAGUUAACGCACCCAAACAACGCAUUGAUCUGACACGAUACACUGAAAAACAUACAUUUACAUUUGAUGAAGCGUUUGAUGUCCAUACCUCAAAUCAACAAAUCUAUGCCCGAACAGCCAAACCUUUGGUGGAAUAUGUGUUUACAGGCGGUAAGGCUACUUGUUUUGCUCAUGGUCAAACAGGGUCUGGAAAGACCUACACCAUGUUGGAUCCCACCCAUGGUCUCUAUGUCUUGGCUGCUCAAGAUAUCUUUCGAUUACUGUCCAAUCAGUAUACUCAUUUAGAGGCAAGUGUCGGGUUUUAUGAAAUCUAUCAAGGCCAAUUGUAUGACUUGUUAAACAACAAGCAACGAUUGACUGCCCGUGAAGAUGGAAAUGGGAAUGUGGUCAUUGCCGGUCUUCGUGAACAACCUAUUCAGAGUGUACAAGACUUGAAGUCUGUGUUUGAAUACGGCAAUGCAGGAAGAACAACAGGCAAGACAGGGGCGAAUAACAAAUCAUCUCGAUCGCAUGCUGUGCUUCAAGUCUUGUUGAAAAAGAAACAGACGCGCAAACUGCAUGGUAAACUGAGUUUUAUUGAUUUGGCUGGUAGUGAAAGAGGAGCAGACCGAGGUGAUGGUGAUACCAAGACAAGAUUGGAAGGAGCCGAAAUCAACAAGAGCCUGCUAGCAUUAAAAGAGUGCAUUCGUGCCUUAGAUCAAAACAAGAACCAUACACCCUUUCGAGGCAGUAAAUUAACUCAGGUACUCAGGGACUCAUUUACAGGCAACUCAAGAACAUGCAUGAUUGCUACUAUUUCACCGAACAAUGCCAAUAGUGAACAUACACUUAACACACUUCGUUAUGCAGACAGAGUUAAACAGCUGAGAGGUGAGUCUGAUCCUCGUCUGGUCAAUACAGAAGAACAAAAGACAGUCGAGCCAACAGAAGAUACGGAGAUGAGCAACCAUGAUAGUCAGAGUGUGACUACUUCUGAUGCUCAUUGGGAAGAUGAAGUAUCCGAGAACCUGUUUGAAGUUGAUUUCCCUACUGAAGUGACGACCAAUGCACUUGCUACACCUACUUCAGAUCGACAUUAUACAACCACAGAAGCAUCUCCUCAAAGACAAGAGAAAUACAUGAAGCGACUUGAGUCACCACCUGCUGAAGUAUUUUCAGAAAAAAUGGAAGAUCCGUUCUUUUCAACACCAUUAUCCAAGAAGCCCACAGAAGAAGUGCAGGAAUCUUUAUAUACACGUAUGCGUCGAUUUAUUAAUCUUCACCGAGCUCAAGUACAAGAAAUGGAAGGUUGUCUAAGAGAAGAGAAAAAGAUGAUUGCAACCCUCUGUCUUAAAGUAAAGAGCCAAUAUGAAAUACCAGACGCAUUUGAUCAUCAAGAAGAAGAAGACCCACAGACACGCGAUGAUUUCGAGACUUAUUUAAAUGAUUUGGACGAUAUUUUGGACAGAAAACAAACUGUAUUGAAUGUUGUAAAAAACAAACUUAAAGAUGAGCUUGUCGAAGAUGCUUAAAUAAUAAUAGGGCGUUUAAAUUUAAAUUCUUUCUUUUUU